Strongylocentrotus purpuratus (purple sea urchin) is the source of this 7089-nucleotide messenger RNA. Its product is annotated as histone deacetylase complex subunit SAP130-like. The record is from RefSeq and is a predicted model, not a curated record. Gene Ontology annotation, cellular component: Sin3-type complex. Gene Ontology annotation, biological process: negative regulation of transcription by RNA polymerase II. The transcript is spliced from 18 exons. Bases 81 to 3611 code for a protein of 1176 amino acids. NCBI's taxonomy places the organism in Eukaryota, Metazoa, Echinodermata, Echinoidea, Camarodonta, Strongylocentrotidae.
AAACGUAGUCGUAUCAAACAUUUUGGGAAAUUUACGCAAUUUACAAGGGAGAAGAAAAUAUCUUUUCCAAAAUUGGCAACAUGAGUAGCCACACCCUGCCCCCAGAGGGAGGGGGCGGCAAGGGGCCAGCCAGCCAGACUUCCUCGUCCCAACCCCCCAAACAACAGCAGCAGCAGACACUGACGCAAAAGCUCGUAGCAGAGAAGAAACCGCAGGAAAAGGCGAAAGUGAUAGUGCAGCCGGUUCACCCACCGCUGUCCACUACUCUGCCGUUACUGAGACAGAAUGAUUCACCAACACCUGUACAACAGCCGACGCCUGCCAUCAUUGAAACUACAGUGCCAGUCAUCAAGUCAAGCAUUCCUAAUCUGAAGCAGCAGACUGUACCCAUUCUAUCAGGUGUAGCUUCCACCAAGCCAGCUCUGAUCCCUACUAUUCCCAUCUCCUACACCACAACCACCUCCACCGCCCCUACCACUACCCCCAUCACACACCCCCAUAGUACCAGCUCUGCCACGCCCAACGCCCCUGCCGUAGUCACCACCCAGGCCCGUCUAGCGUACCCGCCUCUAAACGUCACCAUGACCUCUGUUGUUCCGACAAGGAUCACUACAACCGUUGCUGCGGCAUCAGGCGCGACUGCAGCAGCAGCAGCAUCAGCUGCAGGUGGUGUCCCUGUCUCCGGUGUCCAAGCCCAGUACAUCCCCUCUGUGCAAAAGCUACCACCCAACUCGUUACCUGCUGAAGUACCGGGUCAUACCAAAGCAGGCUUGGUACCCGCCUCACACCUGGUAGCGGGGGCUAAUAUGUUAGCAGGGCAGGUGCCGUACAUCAGUGGUUCUCCUCUGGGGCUACAGCUCCCACCAGGCACACAUCCAUACUCUACACAGCUUCCACGUGGACCAACCUCAACUAAUCUUAGUCUGGCUGCCACUGGGAAGUCUGGGCUGACUACAGCCUUGUUGACCAGAGCUGGUGUCCCCCAAGGAGCAGUUAGUACUGCCGCGUUUCCUCAGCAGUCCAUCUAUGGUUACUCUCGCCACCAUGCACCGGGUCAGGUCCAUCUCUUAACGCAACAACGGGCAGGGUCACCAGGUGUCCUAACAGCUGGAGCCCUUCCUCGAGCUGCAUCCCCAGCCAGUACUCUGGCUUCAUCACAGCAACAUGAAUCAUUAAGAUUGAUACCUCACAUGAUCCCUUCAAGUCAAGGACUGAAACCCGACAGCUCGACCCAAGCCAAGGUUGAACUCAAGAUGGUCAUCAAGAAAGACACGACCAAGCCGGAUUCCUCCACCAAGACCGACGCCAAAGCAGACACAAGGCCAUCAUCGCGGACAGAGACCACCGAUAAACCUGGAGAUGCAAAGAAGGACGGGAAAGCAGAAGAACGCAUACAAGGAGUCAAGCUAGCCGUUGCCAUGGCGUCUGGCAAGGGAACGUCGGCUUCGGAGAAGGACCCGAGGGACGACGUGGCUCGAAGUGCAGCGGAGGCAACGAAAGUGGAGAUGCGGUCUUCGGAAGGGCGCGUGGAGAUGAGGGUCGAUGUGAGACCCAUUCAUAGAGGUCCGGAGGUGAUGGGACCGAGAUGGUCCGUACCGCAGAGAUGGGGUGGUCUCCCACCGUCGGGGCCCACAGGGGGUCUACCAAGUCACAUGAUGACCCAGGUUGUAACCAGUGUAGGGGGUAUGCUUCAUCCAAUCUCAUCAGUCCCUGCAGGUACUCCAAACACUUCGUCACAUCCGAUGGUUAGAGCGCCCCCACCCACGACAUCAUCAGGCACAGGAGCAUCACAGCCCACUGCAACCAAUUCAGGCACCAUUCCCGUCGCUAAAGUCUAUCCCCGCCAACAGCAGCAGCAGCAGACGCAGCAGCCCCCUCCCCAGGUACCCACCUCCCAGCGGUUCCCCAUGCUCUCUGAUCAGACGGCGGGGCCUGCCUAUAUCCAGAUGCAUCGGAGCUCACCGGGCGUGACCGCCAGUACCCCGGCCUCCACCCACCCUGCUACCAUCUCCACCACGGUGCCGGUCCCCCACACCACGCCCGCGGGGGCAACAGAGGUCAAGAUGGAGAGACCACCGCCCCACGGAUAUGCCCUCUCAUAUUAUUAUCAUCCAGAUUUAGGUUACCAGCAUGCUGUUGCUAUGCAACAAUAUCCUGGUCGUCAUGGUUACAACCCAAUCAUUAGACCGCCCGUUGACGGUCAACACCGAUUACCUCAUCACCCUGGCUCAUCGUUGAAUCAGAACAGUCCUGUUGCAGCAGCAUUAGCAGCUACAACCCAUGCAGCCAAUAUGGCUGGGGCCCCCGGAAGGCCAGGCCAGCUGACUAUGAUGGUUGGAGCAGAUCACAGGCGGCCUAUUGGAUUGCAGGGUAAUACUACCCCGGGGGUGCCCAGCACUAGUGUGGGGGAAGGAUCAGCCGAGGGCAGUGUUCCUUCGUUCACGAUGGCACAGGUACCGCCCGGAGCCCUGGGGUUGACCCAGGGUCAGAUGCCUCCAUCCUCCGCAGCCAAUCCCGGUGCUUCCCCUCGACCUAGUAUUCUCAGGAAAAGAAAUAAUGAUAGCGCAUCAAGCCGGAAACCCGUCAUGGCCAGCGCCGUCAUGUCACAACCAGGUAGCCCAGGGGUCAAAGUUGAAAUCACAAGAAUACCGGUCACAAGUAAUUCACCAAAGCCAAGUGAUUCAUUACCCAGUAGUCAACAUUCAGAGAACAGCAACGCCUCUGAGACCAGCACAGAUACUGCACCCCUCUCUACCGGUAGUGGUCCCAUCUCCACCGGUCCUGGUCCUAUCCGCAUCAAGCAGGAGACAGAUACCAACGGACUGGACCUGGUACCCCUCGGUGGCUCGGCCUCGACGCACGAGAACAGCAUUAGCAGUUUGGCGCCCUCAGUAGGUAGUACGGAGGAAGUGGGUCCAUCGCCGAGGAAGAAACCCAGGAAACAGCAGCACAUUAUUGCCACGGAACAUCCGAUGAUGCUGGAUGAUCAGUCAACGGAUGAUGAGAAGGAGACCAAACAGAAAGUGCCUUUCAAGCUGCAUAAGAAAGAGAAGAAAGAGAAGAAAAAUGCUGCUAAAGCAGCAGCCGCGGCGGCAGCAGCAGCCAACGCAGAAGCAGAGGCCAUGAAGGUGGUACAGUUCUUCAAGAGACCAUGUCCAAGGCUGGUAGAUAACUACAGACAAUCCUGGAAGCCGGCUCAUAAUCACUUUGAGAAGUACUCGGAUGUCAAACCUAAAGAAGAGAAGAAGAUUGGUAUUCAUGAAAUUGCCAACCAGCGAGGUAUUCUAAAGAAGACGGAUGGCUGGAAAAUUCAUCAUAUUGCCUACCAAUUUGAGGAUUUAAAUUCAAUGGAGAAGGAUUGUUAUGACGAGAUGAAGUCGAUGAAGGAUGGUUUACAAGGGAUGAACAGCAACAGCAAACUGAAGGAAUCAGAAACGCAUAAACUCUCAGAACUCGUACAGGGGUCGAUACAAAGGAGUCAGUACGUGAUGGAAUAUUUAGAGGAAGCAAAAGGAACAAUACUCAAGAUGCUCGACCACAAGACAAAGGUUGCUGGCAUCGUCAAGAAACAUGCAAACAAGAGACAUGUCAAGAAAAAGCACAGUCCCUGAGUCCAAUGGCCGACCGUUCACGUCGUGUUCUCGGCAACAAAAAACUCUCACCGUGGACAAUCAUUAUUUAUAGGGUCAGAUGGGGUCAAAGUAUGUUUAGGUCAAAUCAAAUGGCAUCAGGUCAGUUCAGCAGUGGUUCAGCAGAGAUUUUGCAUCUAUAAUUGAAAUAUGGCGAUACCAACAGGUUGGACUCUAUUUACAGGGAGUUCAAUGCGUGGUGGGAAAGCAGACUGGAUCACAAUGGGGAACUCCCCGAAAAUGCCAUCCUUGAAAUCUACAAACCAUGAGGAAGUGCUCUUUUGUCCUCUCUCUCUCUCUCUCUCUCUCUCCCUCUCUCUCCCCCCCCCCCCCCCCUCUCUCUCUCUCUCUCUCUCUCUCUCUCUCACGCUAAUCACCUGCUGAGUACAGCAAGGCGUGACCAAGCAUUGGAAAUGGAUGUAUCACACGAUCAUAAAGAUAUUGAAACUCCGAAGCCUUGUCCACACUUGACACGAUAGCCACCCUAAAGAAAAAUGAGCUGCAGCAAAAUAGAAACAUUGUGCAUGCAAGUAAAUGACUAAUAGAGAAGAGUAAAAGCAGCUACAAGCUAUGAAAGCUCCUGAGCAUACCUGUUUAUCUCAAUGUAUGAGAUGCAGAGUCGUGAAGUGCACUACGUUUACUGCAUUUUUUUUUUAUGAUGCUGCAGCAUUUUUUGUUUGAUGGUUAAUAUUUUGUGUGAACAAGGCUUUUGCAUAUCUGUGAGGGAAACUGGACACAAAGUGCACUGAAUUUAAUAGCCUAAUAUGAACAUCUGGACCCUGUUUCAUAAAACUUGAUAUCAAUAACAAGUUACAAGCUACUGUUAUAAGCUACCGAAAUCAUGGCAUCUGAUUGGCCGAGAGCAAAUUUGUCAUAGAAAUAUAGCGUUUGUUAUUGAUAAAAAGUUUCAUGAAACAGGCCCCAGAAUGUGUGACUUGUGUACUGCUAGUAAAGCAAGUUAUACUUCGAGCUAUACCAUUAAAAAUAGAUUUGAUAUGGAUGAGUAUUUAGACAAGAUUUUAAUUUCCUCACAUUACAAAGCAACUGAGAAGUGUUAUUGAAGAAUAAAGCCAUAGUUUACUAGAAGUUGACAUUUAUCGCACAAAUACAAGGAGUGACGAGUCGGGGGUGUUACAGCGAGGCGUUCGUGAAAGAGGUGCUAUUUUUGAAACCUUGGUUAGAUGCAUUUGAUGUGAAAAACAGUUGAUGAGUUUUUUUUUCUGAUCAUGAGAUUUAAGUACAACUUCGGUGCAAUGGUUUUAGCAGGGAACAAAAAUCAUGAUUUUAUUGAUUUGUUCUGAUCAGUUUUCUUGAAAAACAUUCCAUGUUGGGAAUAUAAAGAAAAAGAGGGAUGUAGCAAACUACAAAGUUUGUAUUGUAGCAUGGCUUGAUACAUGUUUGGGCACAGUCUACAUUGCCCUCCCCCCCCCACCAAUUAUUUACAUGGGGCCAAUGCGUACAGACCCUAACACUGUCGCUCAUUUCAUGAAACCGUUAUCCCAUUCAAACGUGCGUUAAAUUCAAUACAUUCGUUUCAAUGAGUUGUCAGUGAACUUGUACUCAUGACAGUUUUGUGAAAUGCUCCCCUUCACCCCUUAAUGACAAAAGGUGAUAUGGAGCCCAGAAUAUUGAUUUCAAGAUAUUGUUUAUUAAUGGCUCACCACCUGAAAUAAGAAUGUGAAGGUUGUUGUGAGAUAUUUAUAGAACAAACCAAAAACUAUGUCUUACCAUUCAUUACUUCACAAUUGUUGAGUGGUCUUGAUAUUUUGAAACCUAUCAAGCCAUUCAUAUGACGUCCCAGCCUCUUUUUCAGUCAUGCUCAGAUUAAUUGCUAAAGGUGCGACUCGAAGCAUUCUGGACUAGAGACCUUUUUAGCGUAACCAUUGAUUUGAAGGCGUCGUUUAACAAUGCCAAAUCUGAGAUGCAAGGCCCUACGUGUUAUCAGUGUCUCUGAUAUGGUGUAAUAUCAAAGCCCUAAUAAAUUUGCGCUUCAAAAAAGUAAGAAUCUUUGAGUGAACGGUAUUACCAUACACAUUUUCCCCAAUAGACGGUAAUGUUAAAAAAAUCGUUGGGAAAACAAUUUUUGAAAUUAUCUUGAUAAUCAAACAUGCCAUUGGCUUGUAAAAGUCAUGGGAUUCAUUUCUGACCUUAAGUUUGAUAAUUAUGUUAGCAGCACAAGCUAAAUCCAGGAUUUUGUUUACAAUCAGAGGCAAAGUUACCCAAUACCUUGAAUGAAACUAAAUGGAUGGUGGCUUUAAAGGUAGUGUCAACUCUUUGUUAAGGGUCACAAACAGUGGGAGGGGGGGUUGGGGAAUAGAACUGAACAUUGAGCGAUUUAGCUCUCGAAAGCUCCAAAAGAGCUCUGGUAUAUUGUAAUGGAGCUCUGGUAACAAAAAAACACGAUGAAAUACAUUUAUAUCGCUGUUGAAAUAUCACAACAUUUCUUAAAAGGAGCCCCCGUGAACAGAACAUUAUUUUUGUACGUCUAAAUGCCCUUUGAGAAGUAGAAUGGUGCUUGGCAGACGACAUGGUUUCAGGCCGUGUCCUUAGCAUACAAAGAAUGUGUGUGACAUUUAUGAUUGGACAUGGCUGCAGCCUCUGUCAUAGUAGUAAUUGGUUACAUAACCUGUAAGGCAUUAUGACAAAGAAUUAUGAUUGCAAUUUUAUUAACGAAUAAAUGUUAUGUCUGCAUACUCGCUUCAUCAUAGAAAUCAUUACUUGCUGCAGGAAAGGUUUUUUUAAGAGUAAAACUAAUCUGAAAUUUUGACAAUUUGAGGCUUUCAGUCACACCAUCUGGUAGCUAUACUGAAAAGGCUAUUGAUGUAAUAAUCUAUAAUUGUCCUUUUCUCUAAAUUAAAGCAAGCAGUGCGAGCUACAGUUGUUCGACACCUGCUCUCAUGACAAUUUUCUGAACUAAAAGAAUUCCUAACUUCAACCUUGGCUACAACACAAUCCCUAACCCUUACCCUAACUCUUAUCCUAACCAAAUCUCAACCUAGGACACAAUCGCAGCCCUGACCGUAGACCGUAAGCUUCAAUUCUUUGAAUGUCUGUUGUUCCACUGACUGCCUCUUGAUGGGGAAGGCUGAAAAAUGUCUUUUCCCCCUUUUUGUAACAAUAAAAGGAGGUUAUUUCUACAUCUUUGGAGGAAAAGUUGCCCAAAUGUUAGAUCCCCUGGCUGGAAGUACUGCGACACGAUCCGAGAGAGUGAAGAAAUUGCCACAUUUGGAGAUAUUAAGAGAAUGUUGUAUACAAAUGAUGUCAUAGUGAGUUUAUGUUGUAAUAUAUUGCUGUUGUCUAAGGACCAGUACUGGUUCAUUAUUAUUACUUUGUAUUAUACCUGUACAUAAAGAUGUCAAAUACCUGUAGCAUUCAGUUGAAUCUUUUGUUGUUGACUUUUUGAACAAAAAACAAAAAAAUUACAUAUAUCAGACGAACUAUGAUGUCUGGAGAAACUAAA